UCUGCCCAGCGCGCUCCGCUGGUGCCUCCCUCGCUGUAUUGUUGAGCAGGAAACCGGGCUGCGCGGGAGCUGGGCGGUGGAGGAGGGAGCGCGGACGCCGAAACCACAGGCGCCUGCCGGGACGAGUGGAGGCGAAGCCACCCCUGCUCCCCGAGGUUUCCCGACCCAGCCCUCAGAAGCCCCGCCCAACGAGAUGGGGGCCUAACCUGCAUCCCUUGCUGGCUGCGAAGGUCUAUCUAGCCCAUGGGCCCUCAGAGACCUGCCCUGCCAAGGGAGACCCCGCGGCCGCGAUGGCGGCGGACGUCGAGGGGGACAUGUACGUGCUGGUGGAGCAUCCCUUCGAGUACACCGGCAAGGACGGGCGGCGCGUCGCCAUCCAGCCCAACGAGCGCUACCGCUACCGGCUGCUGCGCCGGAGCACGGAGCACUGGUGGCACGUCCGGCGCGAGCCCGGCGGCCGCCCCUUCCACCUGCCGGCGCAGUACGUGCGCGAGCUGCCGGCGCUCGGGGACCCCGCCCGGGCCCCGCCCCCCGAACCGCUCGCCUACGACUACCGCUUCGUGAGCGCGCCGGCGCCCGCGGGCCCCGACGGCACGCCCGCCAAGCCCCGGGGCCGCGUGAGCUCCCUGUGCGGCCCCGCGCCGCGCGGCGCCUCGACCCAGCACGGCAGCCCGGGGCCCCGCCUGCCCACCUGCCUGUGCACGCGGCCCGCGGCGCCCGUGCGGCCCGCGCAGUCCCUGGACGACCUGGCGCGCGCCGCCGCCGCGCCCCCUGCCGGCCUCCUGGGAAGCGCGGGCAGCUUCAAGGCCUGCAGCGUGGCGGGCUCCUGGGUGUGCCCGCGCCCCCUGGCGCGCCGCGACUCGGAGAACGUCUACGAGGCCGUCCUGGACGUGCGCGGCCCGGCGCGGGAGGAGCGCCCGCAGCAGGUGGUCGACCCCCCGGAGCCCGUGUACGGGAACGUAGAGAGGCAGCCCCUGCCCACUUCACCUGGCACCGCCUCGGUCCCCCGCCCCCCCGCAUGGGAGAAGCACCUGGACGCGGGCAGCGGGCGCCCCUACGAUUACAACCCAGACACGGGCGUGACCACCUGGGAGUCGCCCUUCGAGGCCUCUGAGGGCGGCCAGCCCACCACCUCUCCGGCCUCGGUGGGCAGCCGCGAGAGCCUCGAGACAGACUGGGGCCAGUACUGGGAUGAGGAGAGCCGCAGGGUGUUCUUCUACAACCCGCUGACGGGCGAGGCCGUCUGGGAGGACGAGCCCGAGGACGAGCUGGAGGACAUGCAGCCAGGCCUGAGCCCACUGGACCCCGGCUCCUUGCAGCCCCCUACCCCUGAAACGGACUACCCCGAGUCGCUGACCAGUUACCCCGAGGAGGACUAUUCCCCCGUGGGCUCUUUGAGUGACCCUCGGCCCACCUCUCCGUUGGCCGCGCCCCCCGGCUGGUCUUGCCACGUGAGCCCCGAGGGCCAAACACUCUACACCAACCACUACACCCAAGAGCAGUGGGUGCGGUUGGAGGACCAACAUGGGCACCCCUACUUCUACAACCCAGAAGACACCUCAGUUCAGUGGGAGCUGCCCCAGGUAACCAUUCCUGUCCCUGCCCCUCGAAGUUCCUGCAAAUCCAACCAGGACAGUGAGACCCCAGCCCAGGCCAGCCCCCCUGAGGAGAAGAUCAAGACUCUGCACAAGGCCGGUGUGCUUCAUCGCACCAAGACGGUGGACAAGGCGAAGCGGCUCCGGAAGAAGCACUGGAGUGCCUCCUGGAUGGUGCUGGAGGGUGGCGUCCUGACAUUCUUCAAGGACUCGAAGGCCUCAGCUGCAGGCGCCCUGAGGCAGCCUCCCAAGCUCUGUACCCCUGAGUACACAGUGGAGUUGAGGGGAGCCUCUCUCUCCUGGGCCCCCAACGAGAAAUCUAGCAGGAAGAAUGUGCUGGAGGAGGGCUUUUUCUGGAGAAGGCGGCCACUUUGGCAUCGGGACAUGUACAGACCUCUCAAUGCCACACGGAAGAAAAACAUGGCACAGAAGCUACAGGAAAGGGAUUCUUCUGAUGAGGAUGAGGUUUUCAACAAGGGACCAGGAGAGAAAGGUGAUGCCCCAGCAGAGAAGCCUCAGGCUGCAGAUUCAGCUGCUGAACACCUGGGUGAGGAGAGCAACAGUGAACUCCACACUGUCAUCGUCCUCAAGUGACCUUGUCCUGCCUCAGGCUGUCUAUAAAGCUUAUUUUCAUUUUCUUUUUAUUAAUAAAUUAUUUGUUAUUGGUGUUCAGUUUGCCAACAUAUAGAAUAACACCCAGUGCUCAUCCCAUCAAGUGCCCCCAUCAGUGCCCAUCACCCAGUCGCCCCCACACCUCGGCCCCCUCCGCUUCCACCACCCCUAGUUCAUUUCCCAGAGUUAGGAGUCUCUUAUGUUCUGUCUCCCUUUCUGAUAUUUCCCACUCAUUUUUCUCCUUUCCCCUUAUUUCCCUUUCACUAUUUUUUAUAUUCCCCAAAUGAAUGAGAACAUAUAAUGUUUGUCCUUCUCCGAUUGACUUAUUUCACUCAGCAUAAUAUCCUCCAGUUCCAUCCACAUCGAAGCAAAUCGUGGGUAUUUGUCGUUUCUAAUGGCUGAGUAAUAUUCCAUUGUAUACAUAGACCACAUCUUCUUUAUCCAUUCAUCUUUCGAUGGACAUGGACACCGAGGCUCCUUCCGCACUUUGGCUAUUGUGGACAUUGAUGCUAGAAACAUCGUGGUGCAGGUGUCCUGAUGUUUCAUUGCAUCUGUAUCUUUGGGGUAAAUCCCCAGCAGUGCAAUUGCUGGUUCGUAGGGCGAUCGAUUUUUAACUCUUUGAGGAUCCAGAGUGGCUGUACUGAGAAAACAUAGUCCCCAUUCAAAAGGGCUGCCAGAGGAAACGGUGCCCAUUGGGAAACAGAGGUUCCAAAAAUGUGGCCUUGUGGGGAUACCUUGGUGGCUCAGUGGUUGAGCGCCUGCCUUCGUCCCAAGGCAUGAUCCUGGAGUCCUGGGAUCGAGUCUCG
Molecule: messenger RNA, 3013 nt
Organism: Nyctereutes procyonoides (raccoon dog)
Lineage: Eukaryota; Metazoa; Chordata; Mammalia; Carnivora; Canidae
Product: rho GTPase-activating protein 27-like
Biological process (GO): regulation of GTPase activity
Cellular component (GO): cytoplasm
Molecular function (GO): protein binding
Source: RefSeq, a predicted model, not a curated record